AGGAGUUUUUUUUUUUUUUUUUUUGAGGCAGAGCUGGGCUGGUGGCUGUUUCAGUCAAAGGGAAGGCAGAGAGGGAAGGGAGGCUCUGCGGAGAGAUGUUAAGAUGGCAGAGCUACAAAUGUUGUUAGAGGAAGAGAUUCCGGCCGGUAAAAGAGCGCUCGUGGAGAGUUACCAAAACCUGACGAGAGUAGCAGACUACUGCGAGAACAAUUAUGUCCAGGCCCAGGACAAGAGGAAAGCUCUGGAGGAAACCAAAGCCUACACCACCCAGUCCCUGGCUAGCGUGGCCUACCAGAUUAAUGCCUUAGCCAACAAUGUGCUGCAGCUGCUGGACAUCCAGGCCUCGCAGCUGCGGCGCAUGGAGUCCUCCAUCAACCACAUCUCUCAGACGGUGGACAUCCAUAAAGAGAAGGUGGCCAGGCGAGAGAUCGGGAUCCUGACCACUAACAAGAACACAUCAAGGACUCAUAAGAUCAUAGCGCCGGCCAAUAUGGAGCGGCCAGUCAGGUACAUCAGGAAGCCAAUUGACUACACUCUACUGGAUGAUGUCGGCCACGGCGUUAAGUGGCUAAAAGCCAAGCAACAUGGAAACAAUCAGUCGAUCAGAGGAGGAACACUAUCGAGGACCAAUCCGCCGACGCAAAAGCCGCCCAGUCCGCCGAUGUCCGGGCGUGGCACGCUUGGACGCAACACGCCCUACAAGACCCUGGAGCCAGUGAAGCCGCCCACGGUUCCCAACGACUACAUGACCAGCCCCGCCCGACUAGGCAGCCAGCACGGCCAGCAGCAGAGCCCCGGGCGCACGGCUUCACUCAGCCAGAGGCAACGCACGCACAGUGGAAGCAGCGGGGGCAGCGGCAGCAGAGAGAACAGCGGCAGCAGUGGAAUUGGCAUUCCCAUCGCCGUGCCUACACCCUCCAUCCCCAACUCUGGACCAGCUGUGGCCCCUGGACCUGGUCUGGGACCCGCUCCAAUGUCCCAGUUUGGAACCAUCUCGCGGCAGAUUUCGCGGCACAACUCUUCCAACUCCUCUGUCUCUAUGGUUUCGGCCACGGGCACCUACCGGCGGGCGCCGUCGGUCACUUCGCAGUUCUCCUUGCAGCAGCAGCAGCAGCAGCAGCAACAGCAGCAGCAGCAGCAACAGCAGCCUCAUAUUAAUGGAGGCACUCCUGGCUAUGGUCAGAACUCAAUGUCUGUCGCUCCUCCUCCUCCCCCCAUGCCCCAGCUGACUCCACAGAUACCUCUGACUGGCUUUGUGGCCAGGAUGCAGGAGAGCAUUGCAGAUACUCCUACUCCUCCUCCCCCUCCUCCUCCGGAUGACAUGCCCAUGUUUGACGACUCGCCACCGCCUCCGCCGCCUCCUCCGGUGGAUUACGAGGAGGAAGACGCCGCAGUCGUGCACUACAACGACCCCUACGCCGACGGAGACCCCCAGUGGGCUCCCAAGAGCUACAUCGAGAAAGUGGUGGCAAUCUACGACUACGCCAAGGACAAGGACGACGAGCUGAGUUUCAUGGAAGGCGCCAUCAUUUACGUCAUCAAAAAGAACGACGACGGCUGGUUCGAAGGCGUGUGCAACGGCACCACCGGCCUCUUCCCCGGCAACUACGUGGAGUCCAUCAUGCACUACGCCGACUGAAGGGACCUUUCAGUUAAAGUACAGCAUAUUUAUUCAGUCAUAUCACGAUCCACUGAGAGACUGACGGCAGAAAUCUGACUCCCGAGAUGCAUAACCAUGUGAUCCCCCCGCCGCCCUUUUUCUUUUGAUAUGACGGAAUGUUUUUUCCCUUACUGAUUGCAAAUAAAAUGACAAAGGUAUAUCUGUUUAGUUAAUUUUGGUGUUAUGGACAGGUGGGGAACAUUUAAGGAAUAUGUAAAAUAAACUUUUUUUUUAAUGAAUUGGACUGCACACGCUCACACAGUUGAAGGAUGUACGGUGAGAUCUUGCCUGAACAAAAAACUUUGUGAACAAGAGUUUUUAGGUUUUGAUGGAACAAAUAAAAAUGUAACGUAAGCACCUUCAGUGGAAGUGUUUGUACUGUUGGUUGUACAUAAUCCGAGCUGCAGCCACUCCGGGAGGGAAGGGGGGGGUUCUGUAAUGUAAAUUCAGUGAAUGUCGAUCAUAUGAUGCUUUUCAUUAGUGAUGCCGCCCUCCUCCUCCUCAACUCUGUAAAUGACAGAUGGACGGUUGGUGAUUCGCAAAUAAAUACUGUAAAUCGUAUUUCAAAGGAAAAAGAAAAUUUACUGCGGGAAAAUCAGUCUCAGCGUCGAAGCAAAGCAUGCAAAAUUUUUUGAGAUCUAAUGUAAUUUUAAGUUUAUUGCCAUUAUGCUUCCAUUAUGUUGUAAAUGUAUACACCUUUGCUUUUUUAUUACACUGUUGAAAUCACUUUCUUUUUUUUUUUUUAACUCUAAAGUAAAUGACAGGCUCGUCCCUUUUAUCUCCUUUUUUAAAAAAUUGAAGUUGAAGCUUUCUCAUGAAUUUGGGUUCAUCUAAAGCAAGAGAAGACAUUCCAUCCAUUUUUGGCUUAUUAUGGAGCAUUUUAGGAUUCACUGUUAAUUUUAUAUGCAGAAAAUGUGGAAGAUCUUUCAGUGACUGGCAGGAAUAGCAUUCCUGUGCAAAUGGGUGACAAAUUAAAGGAAAACCUUGAACCCGUGACCCCCCCCAGCCUUAACGUGAAGGGACUAUUUAGGUUCUCAAACCUUGUCUUGUGUGCCCUGCUUCUGAACCUCUGUACUACAAUUUUAGCAAAGUAAAGAUGAGGACUACCACAACAGCACAGGGUUUAUUUCUUACUAAGUGUUGAAACAUUUCUAACCCUUUCUAGGUUGCUAAUACUCCAUCCUGGGGCACAGAGGGGUCACUGGAUCAUUUGUGUAUGAAAACUGUGAUUAUGCCCUUUGGAGUCACCAGAUCUCAUCACCAUCAUGAAACCUGAAAAUUGUUUUAACCCCUCUGUUGGCCUGGCAAACACUUCCUGCAAUUUGUCACCUGAGACUGGAAUCGUCCUGCCCCAAAACUGCCACGUGACAAUUCACAUGUGAUAACGUAGACCAUUUAAGCAACUAGUACCUCCUCGGUCUUCUCAAAGCACCACUGGCCCUGUCUGGGUUCAAAGACCGCGCUGAAUGCUAGGAACGUGUAAUCCUCUGGGCUGCACGGGUGUACAUAAUAUGAUAACUCCAGUAUAAAUCAGCCAGUCCAUACGUAGGUGUCUCUCAGGUAUAAGAAUCAUCAUCUUGUACUUUUUCAUGCUGGUUCUGUCAUCUAACAUGACCUCCAAAUGCAGUGUUAAACCGCUACCUGCUGUGGUCACCUUUCACCCAGUUUCUUUUAUUUCCAGCUCAGUUUCAUCAUAGAUCUCUCGCUGCCCUUCAUUUGUACAUAAUAAAAUGUUGAUUGAGAAAUUUAUGUACAGUGUUUUAUAAUAAACAAAUCUAUGUACAACA
Messenger RNA from Oreochromis niloticus (Nile tilapia), 3447 nucleotides. It is a transcript of the gene abi1a, whose product is annotated as abl-interactor 1a. Gene Ontology annotation, molecular function: SH3 domain binding; signaling adaptor activity. Lineage: Eukaryota; Metazoa; Chordata; Actinopteri; Cichliformes; Cichlidae. The record is from RefSeq and is a predicted model, not a curated record. Bases 104 to 1639 code for a protein of 511 amino acids. Gene Ontology annotation, cellular component: lamellipodium; actin-based cell projection; SCAR complex. Gene Ontology annotation, biological process: neuron migration. The transcript is spliced from 11 exons.